This is a messenger RNA of Haliotis rufescens (red abalone), 1653 nucleotides long. RefSeq lists its product as uncharacterized. The record is from RefSeq and is a predicted model, not a curated record. The transcript has 2 exons. Lineage: Eukaryota; Metazoa; Mollusca; Gastropoda; Lepetellida; Haliotidae. The coding region runs from base 1 to 1653 and encodes 550 amino acids.
AUGACAUGCAUUGGAACUGAUGUGUUAGAUGUUAUUGAUGGCAUGAGUUUUGAUAAUGAAGAUGAUAGACAGAAAGAAGAAGUUGUGCUUGAGAAACUAAAGACUUUCUGUAUUGGAGAAACAAAUGAGACCUAUGAGCGAUACAACUUUAAUACAAGGGAUCAAGAUAGCAGUGAAGUUGACAUUUGUCGAGCUUAUGAAACAGCAGCUCUGCAAUUAAAGAACAUUGGUGCAGCUUCAGAAGAAGUAAAGUCCGUCAAGUCAAAGAAAAAAGGACUGGUUCAGAAGAAAACAGCUAAACCAGAAAGAAGAGAAUCUGACAAAGUGAAAGAAAAAGACUUAUGGGAAUGUAGAUACUGUGGUCGAAAACAUAUAUUCGGUCGAGAAAGGUGCCCAGCAUAUGGACACACCUGUUCCAAAUGCAAGAAAAAAAAUCACUUUGCAGACAAAUGUCCUAAAGGAAAGAAAAAGAAAGGACAAGUACAAGUGGUAGAUGAAUAUGAUACAGAUGAACAUGAUGAAGAUGCUGAAUACAUCAUGGCAAUGCACACUUCAGUUGAAGACAGUGUUAAAGAAGAGAUGUAUCAAAACAAACUGUUUGCUAAAAUGACUUUGAAGAAAACAGAGGUGAAAUUUCAACUUGAUUGCGGCGCAACUGUCAAUCUAUUACCAGAAACUCUCUACUCUGAAAUCUAUGAUGAUCCGACAUUAGACAAUCUUCAGGAGGCAUCAACAACUUUGAUCAUGUAUAAUGGAGCAGAAACAUCACCAUUGGGCAAGAGAAGAGUCAUGGUCGUCAAUCCAAGGAACAACAAGAAGUACAGUAUUGAAUUCCUCAUAACAAAAGGUAAUUACAAGCCUCUUCUUGGAUCAAGAGUCAUCCAACAUAUGGGAUUGAUCACUGUCAAUAGAGACAAUAUCAUGUCAGUUGCAGCAGAAGAUCAAGUUAAUGUUGUAAAUAAAGAAGACUCACCUGUGACUAUGAAGGAUGUUACAUCAAAGUAUCCAGAACUGUUUGAAGGCGAUGGUAAGCUUGAGGGAGAGUUGCAUCUGGAGAUUGAUGAAUCUGCUACACCAGUUCAAAUUCCAUGUAGAAAAGUACCUGUAGCAAUGAAACCAAAACUAAAAGAUGAACUAGAGAGACUAGUUAAGAUGAACAUAAUAACUCCAGUUACAGACCCCACAGACUGGAUAUCGGCGAUGGUAGUUGUGGUCAAGCCAAAUGGGAAGAUCCGUCUCUGUAUUGAUCCUAAACCACUAAAUGAAGCCCUGAAAAGAAGUCACUAUUUAAUGCCGACCAUAGAUGAUAUCUUACCUGAAUUAGCAAAUGCGAAAUACUUCACACUAGCAGAUGCUAAAAAUGGAUUUUGGCACAUCGUGUUGGACAAAGAGAGUAGCUUACUCACAACAUUCGAAACGCCUUGGGGAAGAUUUAGAUGGCUUCGUAUGCCUUUUGGUAUCUCUCCUGCCCCUGAAGAGUUCCAAAGGAGGAUGGAUGAAGCUCUUAUAGGACUCCCAGGUGUGAAAGCAAUUCAUGACGAUGUCCUCAUAUAUGGAUGUGGCAACAGUGAUGAGGAGGCAGAAGCUGACCAUGAUCGAAAUCUCAGAGCUUUUCUGGAACGCUGCAAACAAAAAAAAUAUCAAGUUGAAUAA